This is a messenger RNA of Podarcis lilfordi (Lilford's wall lizard), 35735 nucleotides long. NCBI's taxonomy places the organism in Eukaryota, Metazoa, Chordata, Lepidosauria, Squamata, Lacertidae. The record is from the annotation of a GenBank genome assembly.
AGCACAAGAGGGAAAACCUGAGACCCAGGGUCGCACCUGAUGUGGUCCUCAAAUGCCUUCUGAAGUUGCCCACUCUUCCAUCCCAUCAGGGCUCCUUUUUUAUGCUUCCUCAUUUUGCCUGGAUUUUUUAUGUACAUCUCAUCACCCACGCACUUUCUGUGCUUCUGCACACUAGUUGCUGGAAACUGCAGAAGGGGGAGAGGCCUCUUGUGCUCAGGUUCUGCUUGCAUCUGGUUGGCCCAGUGGUGUAGCGUGGGGGGAGGGCUGGGGAGGCCAUGGUCCAGGGGCCACCACAACAGGCUCCCUCAUCAGAGCCUGGAUCUGGAGUGUGAGGGAGCUGCAGAGACAGGCAGCUUCCUUGCGCCAAACGCCACCAGCCGCAACUCCAUUGCUGGGUCAAGCCUGACCCGGGGGUGCAGAGGAGAGAAGGCAGCAACGCUGCUGCCCACUUGCCUGGGCUGCAGCAUGUGCCCGCCCAGCUGCAGCUCCAUCCCCAGGUGAGGCUUGAGUGACCCAGGGGCAGAGAGAGGCUGCGGCAUGUGAGGCGUCCAGCUGCAGAACUCUAUAGCCGGGUCAAGCCUAGGCAUUCUUACCGGAGGUAGUAGCCAUGGUGGACAUCAAAGCCAGGUUGUCCUGAUUCCAGAUCAGUUAAUCCAGAACAUUUUUGUCUCUGGCUCUGCCCACCAUAGGCAUGCAGGCUGUGGAAGGUUAUGCCCAAGGGAGUGCAACCCUCAACAAAAGAAAUUGCCUACCCUUCCUCUAUAGAGCCCGGCUCUCUUUCCUUCAGUGCCACCCUCCCAAGGUGAGGUAGAUCAGGCUGAGGGAGGAGUGGCCCAAAGAUUCAUGUUUUAUAGGUUAUAAAUGCCAUAUAUAAUGACUUUUGUUGUAAUUGUGAUGCUUAGCUUGUUUUUCAUUGCUGCUUUGUUAAUAGUGUUCCAUAGCUAUUAACUGGUUUUUCAAAAUUUUAUUAUAAGUAUAAUUUUAUUGAUUUCCAGUACAUAACAAUUACAAAAGGGUGGGGAAGGCAAAAUCCCAGCUUGCCUCCCUCCCCACUCCAGGACCAAUCAGUCUAUUUGAGUUUGCCAAACUUCAAGGGUUGAUUUCAGUGGCUGCCGUUCUUCAGGGUUAUCAGUAAAGUAUUUUAUAAAGCGAUUGUAAUUGUUUCACUGAUGAUUUGUUAAUUAUUUUAUAUGGUUUAUGCUGUACUUGAGAGGUUCUGUUAUGCUGUAUUACGAUAUUCUUUAUUGUUUGCAAACCACUUUGGGAUUCAUUUGAAUGAAAAGCAUCUAGGAAAUACAAUCAAUUAAUCCAAGGAAGUUGGAGAGCUUAAUGGCUUGAAUCUGCCUUUGAACCCGCUUCCCCCUGGACUGUAUAAAGGUAAAAAGAGCCCGGGAGGGGGGCGUCCAUCGGGUCCAUCACCCUCUUCUCACAAGAUGCCCCAAAGGACGGGAAGGCGCACUGGCCACUUGCGCUCUGGAGGAAUCUCCCGCUUCCGACGGCGGAGGUGGAAGGCAGCAAGGGGCCAGGCAGAGCCCAGCGGCCGUCCAUGGUCUUCACCCGCCUCCUGGGAAAGCCGUCCAGGCUGCUGAGGGCCAUCCUGGGCCGCGUCUUGGGGGAAGAAGCAGAAGCGCCGUCGGGCCGCGAGGUUGGACGGAGGCUCCCCGGCAGCGGCGGCAGCGGCUCCUGCCUUCUCGCCCCGUCCCUCUUUGCCCUUAUAUAGGCAUCUCUGGGAUCAAAUGGCAGGGAGAAGAGAAAAAGAUGCGGAGAAGGAGAGGAGGAGGGCUGGGGAGGCGGGCGGGCGGAGGAAGGGCGGCGCGAGCCCUUUCCCAAAAAAGUAUUGGAUGUCUCCAGGAAUGCACUCGGCCCCCGGGGACGGCGGUACUUAUCUGCCCGGCGCGACUGGGGAGGCGCUCGCACUUCAGCCCGGCCCUUCGUCUCCGCGCAGCCCAGCCUCCUCCAGGAAGGCAGCUCCAGACGCAGCAGCCAGACGCACAGGUCCGCCGCCGCCGCCGCCUUCGAACCGGGACGUUCUUCUUCUUGCCGCUGACCCCCGACCACCGCCGCCGCCGCCAUGGAUGCCAUCAAGAAGAAGAUGCAGAUGCUCAAACUGGACAAGGAGAACGCCUUGGACCGGGCCGAGCAAGCCGAAGCCGACAAGAAGGCGGCCGAGGACAGGAGCAAGCAGGUGGGCGGACGCCCCGUCGGGGCCCCGCAGGGGAGUGGAGGGAGUUUGGAGUGGGGCUGGGGAAUGUGGGGAACCACCCCCCGAGAAGGCGAGGGGGCGCGCCAGCAAACGACCCUCCCGAUUCUCGACGUGUUUCCUCGGGAGUAAGGUCCGUGGAUCUCCAGGAGGUUCCAGACCGACGGGCUGCCUUCCCGGCGUUGGGUUUCUGGAGUGCUUUGUAAGAAAGAGGGCGCGCGGUGGGCCGUCGAGGAAAUUUGCCUAAAGUUGGGGGUGUCUUUCUUUUUUGCCCCUGGAAGAAGCUGGGCUCGUGGGCGAGAAGGGGCGUGCACCUCCUCCUGAGAAAAGCAGUUGGCUGAAGGGGAACGCUUCUGGACGGUGGCUCGGCAGUAGCAGGCCCCGCUCCGCGGCUCCCAGGUCGUGGAGGAAGAGAAGCAGGGUGUGCCGUGGGACUUUUUGACACACGGAGUCACAGGCCGGCCUGCCAGCUUUCUGAGCGUCAAACUAGUUUCACUGCAAUAAGAGGAGCAGAAUCGCUACAGCAGGACCAGAAGCCUCUUUUCUCAGAAGUAAAAUCCCAUGGGGAUGGGAUUUUACUUCUGAGAAAAGAUGCAGAAGGCCAGGCGGUGAGGCUGCCCAUUGGGCUCAAGGGCCCUGAUCCUGAGGAGGCAUGCCUAGAGGAUUGAGCCCACAGCCUCCCUGUGGGAGGAAGCCCCAACAUUCCCCGUUCUCCUUGACUUCCAAGUGGGCAUGAGGGUCCUUGCCAUCAAUCAGCCCAGGCCAGCUCAAGCUUGUCAUGACUAAGCCCCACUGAAAAUAGUUGCUCACAAAUAACUUGUUUUGUUGGUUUCAGCAAGAUUUACUAGUGACUAAGUAUAGCUGGAUUGGGGUCCAGUUCAAAUCAGGGACUGUCUCCCACCCCCACCCCUUUUUUUAAAGUGAUCUCCAGAGUGGGGUUAAAAAAUGAAAAGAACAACCAAACCCUCUAAGUCAAUAACUAUAUCUAAGCACAGGGUGUUGACUGGCCUGUGGAUGGGACUGAGUCCACGGCUCAGAUCUGUUGCAUCCUGCCUCACAUGCCACUUGGUUAAUGCCUUUUCUCCUGCUUCUGGUCUUGUCUGCCCAUGUGAUGGAGACCUUUAAAAAUAUUGUGCCCACUAAUUCCAGGGUGGGUGGGAGGAAUCCAAGAGGGUGGCUGAAGGCAGGGCAAUGUCCCUGGACACAAAUGCAUCUGAGUGUGUUGUCUGUCUCCUCCUCUUUUGCCUCUAACAUGCGUGGCUAGUUGGAGGAGGACAUUCUGCAGUUGGAAAAGCAACUGCGGGUCUCUGAGGAUGAGAGGGACCGGGUUCUGGAAGAGCAGCACAAAGCGGAAGAGAGCCUGCUGGCUGCGGAUGAGAAGGCCACCAAGGUACCGUGCUGAGAGGAUGCUAACGGUUCUCCUUCUCUCCCUCUUUCCUCCUUCUCUCCUCCUCUGUCCAUCUGUCCUUCUGCACCUGCACCUCUCCUGUGCGCGAUCACCUUGCCUGCUGCACCCCCUUCUCCCACACGUCCUCCCUGCUUUCCCCACGCCACAACCAGCUGGAGGAUGAGCUGGUGUCUCUGCAAAAGAAGCUGAAGAGCACUGAAGAUGAACUGGACAAAUAUUCUGAGUCCCUGAAAGAUGCCCAGGAAAAGUUGGAGGUGGCAGAGAAAAAAGCUGCAGAUGUGAGUACCCUUCCCUUUCCACCAUCACACACACCACUAACAUUUGGGCUGCCAUCAGCCUAUGCCAUCUCUAAGGCCACCCAAGUCCAUCUUCAGGGCCAGGCAUCUCUUGACAAGGGCGGAUGGGCAGGAACAGACCAUUUUCCUUGCAUGAUGACAGUCACCCCAUCACCAAAGAGCAUGGGUACCAAUUGUUCAUUUUGGGUACCUCCAAGCGUGUGAAGUGCUACUGCUUCAUAACCAAAGGGGAAAGAUGUCUCUCGGGGGUCAAUAUGCAGGCAGAGGAUGAAGGGAAAACAGAGAAGGGAUGUAAAUAAUUAGGGUUGUUGAGUUGAGGCUCCAAUGCAUAUAAUGGAUACCCAGUAGGUUACCAAAAGAUGUCUGGGCUUAAGGAUUUAAGGGUAGAGGUAGACCAAUGGUUCUUAGCUUCCAAGCCAUCUUCUGGUUUUGAAAGUCAGAAGGUUUGUCAAGAAAACUACAGCUGUGAGAACUCAGCCCGGAAGGUGAUACUUGCUGGGUCUGCAGUCUGCAGGAGAUAGAUCCAGAGAAUAAGCAUCGGGGUUAUAUAUAGCUCAGCACUUUAUAUGGUAUGGGUGAGAGCUGCACCCUUUGCAGCCUCUCAUUCCGCCCACCUGUCUAACCCUUGACGAGUAUUAAAUAGUCCCAUGCAUGUAACUCUCAGACAUUUGUAGCUCCCCGUUCAUUACGGUGCAAGGGAAAUUCUUUCCAAGUAAAGACGUCCUCCCAAGUUUAGAGCGGGUGAUGCACAUCCCAAGCAGAUGAUGUCACUUAUAUUUCACUCAUUUGAAAAAUGGUAGCAUAACUUCCAUAUACAUAAGUGGUUUUAGAAAGAAUGGGCAAAAGUGCGGUGUUAAAUGAAGACGAUCCAGUGCAAGUUGGAAGACAAACUUCUUUCUUAUUUCUGCUCAGUCCAUUGCGUAGGAUUAAAAAAGAAAGUCUUGUGCCCAGGAAUCUGUUUGACUUAAUUUCAGCCAUAGAACCACAGAAUGACUCUUCGUCUGAGAGACAGGCUGCAUCUAAUCUGCUUCAGAUGUGUUUCCCCCGUAUGUGGCAUUCUAUAGAUGGAAGUCAGCAUUCCAGCCAGCCGGUUUAUUUAACUUGUUCAAAGGAACCGCAUAUAGAUCCAGGGGAGAUAUUCCUUAUAAGGAAAAGAAUGCAGACUAUUUUGAAAUGGCUUGUCUCAGAUGAAGGCUGGGGAGAGCUGAGAAAUGCUACUGGAUUCUCAGAAGGAGACUCUUGCCGUUUCCCUUUAAUUCAGAAAGCAGGCACAUUGGCUUGCAAAUGUUGGAAGGAAAGUGAGAGCUCCUUCCCCAUCUUUUCCCAUCCUGUACCUUUUAGGUGUGGGGUUUCUUUUCGUAGAAAGCAGCAAAAGGAGAUACAGUGCUGAUUGAUCUAGAAGGCCAACUUGCCUAGAGAGGAAAUAAUUUCCUGGACUGAUUCAGAAAAAUGCUUAGGGAAGGACGGAUGUUAAAUGAGUGUGCAUGAGGAAGGGCUCCCUGGAGUGAGAUCACCUUUACCGGCUGGGAUUGGGCAACUGCGGGGACAUUAGUCAUGGGCAAAGCAGACGGCAGUCAGCCUCCAAAUCACUUCCUUUGAGACACACUGGUUUGCCUGUAGUGGGAGGGAACGGCUUAAUGAGUAACUUUAGGGUGUUGCUAUCCUGUUCCCUGCGUGGCCUCCACCAGUCAGCAGAUUCUUGGCAGGUGCCCUUUUACUGUAAAGGUGUGCCCUACUGUUCUAAAUUGUCACAGAUCCUACUUUCAGAAGCCUUCACUGCCAGAAAGCUGUAGUACAGGCAGCCCCAUCUGAACUUGCUCUGCUUUGAAAACUAUGUUUGCUAUCCGGAGAGAGAGACAGACAACACACACACACAGAGAGAGAGAGAGAGAGAGAGAAAGAGAGAGAGAGAUCAGUACUACUCGUGCAGCAUGUUGACUCAGGACAGAGUCCCACUGAGUAGAUUGAGUGGGGUGGGGCUUGCUGGCUGGUAAGUGUUUAGGGAUUGCAGCCUUUCAGCCCAAUCCUAUACUAUUAUACUCAAAAGUAAGGUGAGCUGAGUAAUCCGGGGCUUACUCCCCAGGUGCUUGAAAUGGCAGCUGAAAUCUGCCUGUUAUUCCAUCCUCCACUUCUGCCUUGAGUGCCUGUGUGUUUUGAAGGCUUCCUCAGGAGGUUUAUGGUAAUCCAAAAUGGCCAUCCGUGGGGGGUUUCCUCCCUCCCAGGAGGGUGAGCAGGCCAAGUUCCUUCUGGCUUCUGAACACAGCUUUCAACUAAAAAUCAAUUUGGAUGACCAGAACAAUAUUUUCCAUGUGCCGACCUCCGUAGGAUAUAAUUCUGAACAUGUGGAACAUCCUGUCUUGUGGAAAGGAAACUGUUAUAAUGAAGAGGGCUAGGCAGUUUCUCUCUUUAAAAAAAUACCCUCCUUGCAGACUUCUCCAUUCAUUUUUAAAGCAAACAAUUGAAGCUCAGUUUAAAUAUGAAGCUGUAUUUAAAAGCAGAAACAUCUACAUGUAGAAACAACUAGUGCGCCAGAGCCACAUGCCACAGACUGGAUUCCUGGCGUACUCCUGUUGCUCACACAGUCACCAGAGACGACGCACCUGGUUGGGGCUGAAAACCUGGCAGAAGGUUCUGUAGAUGCUAAGUGCUCAGUCCCAGCCGGGUAGGUUGUCGAAUUACUGGGUUUUAAAUAUAUAUAUAUACCUGGUGUCAUGCUUAAACCAGGACUGAGGAGGAGCUGAUUCUGCCGUAGGCCAACACCCACCACACCCAACUUGGCAACUCAUCUGACCAAGAUUUGAAGCCAAAGUUUAACUGAAGUUGCAAAUCCUAGUCAAAUGGAAACCCUGGCUAGCCUUUGUCAUAGCUCAUAUCAGUAGAUAAGGUAGGAGUGAGAAACCACUCCCUGUGGGGGAGCAGAAAAAGAGAAGCCCAUAGCUCAAUGGCAGACACUCCUGGUUUUUGCAUGUAGAAGUUUGGUGAUCUGGUCGUCCCCGUCCCCCCCUGGGUUUUGAACUAAAACUCCCAUCAACUCCAGCCAGCUGGGCACCAGACUGGCAAAGCCUGCUUUAAAGGAUCCUUGCCUGAGACCCUGACAAGCUGUUGCCAGUCAAAGACAGCAGUACUGGACGAGAUCAGGAGUAGGCAGGCUUUAGGAUCCACUUUCGUUUUUUUACCAAACCCCCAAGACCAGCCAAUUGGAGUCAGUUACAAAAGGCAUCCUUUUGGAAUUCGCCACUUGGUUCUGCAAUCAGAAGGAAUGGUGAUGGCAUAAGGCAUCUCCUCUACUGCCCUUCACCUGUCCUCCACCCCGGUUUUUCUGGUGGUGCCAAGAAUCCCCCUGUGCCUUGUUGCUAUGAAACUCCUUGGAGAUAUCUGGAGUAUUUUGGACAGCACUUUAGCAUCCUGCUGUCACUAAGCCCCCCCUCCCCCAUCCUAGAAUGACUCUGGAAUACGGAGUGUUCAACUCAAGGUGAUUCUUUGGUUUGACAUUCCCUGUGUUUCAGCCAGUAUUCUUCCUAGUUUUCUCUAGUGCAGCAAGUCCUGCUCCUUCCCCCUUCCUGUUUUCUCAGGGGGCGGGGCACAAUUUUUCCAUUCCAUUUGCAUUAUAACACAAGCAUGUUCAGAGCCAAUUUAAAACCUCUUUGCUCUUUCCCAAAUAGAAGGAUGUAAAGCCCCCUUCCCCCACCGAACACACCUAGAGUUGCACAGAGGCCACAAUUCUGUUUGCUGAUAUCUUGAACAAGCAUACUUUUCAGAAUUCAUGCAAGUUCUCUAAGCCUUCCUUGCAAACAUAGACCAAUAUAGAGAUGGUAAUAAUAUUGCUCUACCUUGCAGGACUCUUGUGAGGACUGCUGAGAUAAGGCAUGUGAAAUGAUUUGAAUGCCAGCAAAUGCUAAGUGGCAUUAAGGCCACAACCCUAAAAACCUAAGCAGCUUUGUACUGAACCAGACCCUUAGUGUAGAGACAAUACUGAGGUAGAUGGACUAACUGGCAACAGUUCUCGUGGGGUUUCAGACAAUAGAAAUCCCAAAGCUAUACGUGGUGGUGCCAGAGAUUGAAACUGGGGCCAUCUGCAUGCAAAGCCAUUGAGCUUCAGCCCUUCCAGACAGAGGAGUAAUAUCCAUCAGACACAACCGGAUUUGCUUCUGAAUAGACAUGCGUAAGAUUGCACUGCAUAUCUCCCAUAAUGGUUUCCAGAAACGUAGACAAGCACCUUUCAUUCUCAUGUCCUCCCAUUUCAUUUGCUUUGUUAUGGUGGCCUUUUCGCAAUCUCUGUUGGUGGGAGUCUGUCUUGUUUUUGCAUAUCUGGCUCUUGCUAGGUAGCCUGCUAAACAAUGCUGGGAAUCUGUAGCAGGCUCAGUCCCUGGUAACUACUUUCUAUGGUGCGAUUGUGACAGCUGGCUCAACUCUUUAGAUGGUUUAAAGCCAGGAAAUGUUGCUGUAGUAUCACUUGGAGCCAAAGCAUCUGUCCCUGGGAGCACAACACCUCCCACCUUGGAAGUGCUGUGAAUCUUUGACCACCAGGUGGCACUUGUGCAUCUUUUCUGGAAAGUCUCCAUUCACUUCCACCCUCCUCCAUUUCUGCUGCAGCAAACCCCCAAACCUCUCACCCAUUCCUGCCCCAGGGCAUUUUGUCUUAGUACAAAGAGGAGAGAGAGGCUGGGGCAGGGGCAGUUCCAGGAGAACAGGCCUGGGACAAAGCCGCUUAGUCCACCACAGCACAGGAACAGGGCCAGGUGACCCUUCCUUGCUACCCAAGCAAGAGUCAUGUGGGUCAGGGGGCUGCAUCUUGGGAAAUGUGAGAUCCGGCUGCAUUCAAUACCAAGUUCUCUCAUCUUGUGUCAGAGAUAUUCCACUUCAGGUAGCAAGAGAGGGCUCACAGGACAGGAUUGUUCCUCCAUGUGCAAAAAUGGUUAAUAUAUUUACUUGGUUAAUACAUUCCACUACUGAUGCAAAAACAUCUAGAUAGCUAGUACGCCCAUGAAAACAAGCUAAGGCAUAACCCUGACAUGCUAGAUUUAUUGAAGCAGGGAUUUGAGGUGUGUCUGAAAGAGCAUCCCUCAUGCAAGCUUGACCUGUUGUACAGUCCAGAGGUUGCCUGCCUCUUCAGGGCACUGGGGAAAUAUUUGGGUACUCUUAUGCAGAGAGGCAGGGACGCAGGUGGCGCUGUGGGUUAAACCACAGAGCCUAGGGCUUGCCGAUCAAAAGGUCGGUGGUUUGAAUCCCCGCGACAGGGUGAACUCCUGUUGCUCGGUCCCUGCUCCUGCCAACCUAGCAGUUCGAAAGCACGUCAAAGUGCAAGUAGAUAAAUAAGUACCGCUCUGGCGGGAAGGUAAACGGCGUUUCCGUGUGCUGCUCUGGUUCGCCAGAAGCGGCUUAGUCAUGCUGGCCACAAGACCUGGAAGCUGUACGCCGGCUCCCUUGGCCAAUAAAGUGAGAUGAGCGCCGCAACCCCAGAGUUGGCCACGACUGGACCUAAUGGUCAGGGAUCCCUUUGCCAAUGCAGAGAGGCAAUCAAAAGCAGAUCACAUAGCAUGAUCCCAGAAGUGUUUACUCCGCUGUAAGAUUUUGUGGGCCUUGCAAAAAAAGUAUGUGAGGAACUGUGUCUGCAUGCAAACUGAUCAUGGACAUGCUUGUUGUUGUUGUUGUUUAGUCGUGUCUGACUCUUUGAGACCCCUUGGACCAGGCGUACUCAGUAGCAGAUCCCACGGCUUUGAUCUGUAGCGGGACUCACUCCCGAGGAAUUCUAGGAAAUGAAUUCCACUGGUUUUACAAUUCCACUUGUUACAAUCAAGCCGGAUAUAUAUAUAUAUAUAUAUAUAUAUAAUUGAUUUUUAAAAAUUAAUAAGGGGAGAGGUUUACUUCCAAACUAACAGUGUAAAAGGGGUGGCGAGGAAUUACGCAGCGCGAUCCGCAGCGCAUUUCAUCCGCAGGAAGUCCCGCAGAUCUCGGUGCUGCUCGUUGGGCUUGAGCGGUUCUUCAGGCCUUGAAACGACUGCGGCUUACUCGCGAGUAAGUGUCCGCGCAGCCCACUGCAGGGCAGGGCGCGGCUCCGCGCCGAGACGCGGCGUCUCCUGGCGGCGCAGGUGGGCGCUGGCGGGGCCGGGAAGGCGGACUUCCGGAGGCGGCGAGGCGGGAGGAGCCGGCGGUGGGCGCCGCCUUGCCUCCUGGCCUUGCGCCGCGCUGCUUGCCGGUCGGCCGCGGCCCGCUUCCCCUUCUGGCAGCCUCGCCUCCUCGCUCUCUCCUGCGGUGCCCAUGGCGGCGGGGCUCAGCUCGCUGGAGGCCGUGCGCCGCAAGAUCCGCAGCCUGCAGGAGCAGGCGGACGGCGCCGAGGAAAGGGCCGGCCGGCUCCAGCGGGAGCUCGACGAGGAGCGGGCGCUGCGCGAACAGGUAGGCGGCGGCCAUCCCCCGAGCAUCGCGCCGGGCGCCGCAUUCCCAAGGGCGGCGGCCGCCCUUCCUGCGCCUUUGCGCCUCGGGAGCCCCCGAUCCAGCUCGCCUGGGAACCGGGAGGACGCGGAGCGCGAAAAGGGGGUCUUUUCUCUUUCCAGCUCCCGCCUCGGAUUUCUAGCAAGGAGGGAAUUGGGGAGCCCCGCUUGGAGUCGGCAGCUCCCCGGUUGCCCUUCCAUCCCGGAGACAAGAGGGAGCCCCGUCUCCCUCCUCGGCGGCCCGUUCCCCUUCGCGCUUUGCAAGGCGCGCCUCCCCAAAGCUUCCUCGGGAGACAAAGGGGGCUGCCGGGGAUGCUGCGAUGGCCUCGCCUCGGCGAACAAAGGCGGCGCUUUUGGAAAGUUCCCCGCAAGAAGCCCGCUGGCCGUUGCAAGGGGAGCCUGGCGCGGCGCGGCUUCGACCGAGGCCGAGGAGAGCCUUGCGGGAGUCGCUUUGGGCUCGGGGCUCGGAGAGGAAAUGAGUUACCGUUUAGGAUUGCUUUGCGCGGGGUGGCGCAAGGGGCAAGUCUGCACCGCGUGCCCCUGAAAAUCUGAAUUCGGGGCAGCGCAAAACCCACAUUUACACCUCUGGGAUGAAGAGGGCGGGGCUCUGGGCACGGCGAGGGGGUUCUAAGUGUUUACUUUUUUAAACGGAGUAAAAUCCAUGCAAAACAGCAUGGUUGUGGAGGACAUGCAUUAAUGUGCACGCUUUGAUUCCGGUUUAUCCGGACUUCCUUGUAAGCAGCAGAAAUUGGCAUGCCAGCCUCAUAGCCUACCCAGAAAUUUGCCUGAUGCCAAGUGGGACCAUUGGAGCAUCUUGGCUUCAGUAUUGGCUACAAGGGCUCCCCAGGGAUUUGCGCAGGAGGUUUUCCCAGCUCUGCCUGGGCCUGCUAAGGAUCGAACUUGGAACCAUCUGCCUCCUAAGAAGGGGCUGUUCUGCUGAGCUUCUGCGCUUUCCUCCUUUGAGCUAGGGAUCUUCCCUAACCGGGAGGGGGGGGGUAGGUGAGGCUCAGAGACUUAGUCAAUGCAAACCAGAAAUCUUAAAGCUAAGCAGAGACUUGGAAUUCCUCCCCAACUUAAACCCAGUGUCCUGUCCUCUGCACCAUAUUAACCUUUCUCUUUAAAGUGUUGGGGGAUUUGCUCCCAUGGGUGUAGCCAGGGGGGUGGGGGGCCUGCACCCCCCAAUCAAGUAAAUAAAUAGAAAUAACUAACUGAUCAAUUUCAUUGCAGAUAUCUUGGUUCUGCCCCUGCAACAAAAGCCUGCCCCCGCUAAAGUAAUUCCUGGCUGCACCCAGAUGCCACUUAGAAUCGUAGAACAGGUCGUGGGUUUGAGCCCCACGUUGGCCAAAAGAUUCCUGCAUUGCAGAGGGUUAGACUCUCGAUGACCCUUGGGGUCCCUUCCCACUCUGAUUCAUAGACUUCGAGAGGCAUCCAGUCCAACCCCCUACAAUGCAGGACCCACAGCUAAAGAAUCACUGAUAUAGGUGGCCCCCCAUCCCCAAUGAAGGAGAGACCACCCCCCUCUGUGCACAUCUUGCACUGCACCCAGCCCCGAAAGGCAGCUGAACAUUCAUUUUGGCAUGUUCCUAAUAGAGGGUCACAGUAUUAGGUGCAAACAACAUUGUGUGUUAUGCCUGUGCAAAUUUGUUGACCAGAGGAGGGGUGAGGACCCUUUGGCCCUCCUUAAGGUGUUGGAGUCCAUUCCCCCAUCAGCUGCAGUCAUCAGCAAGGUCAGGGAUGAUGGGAGUUGUUGUCAGGCAACAUUUGGAGGAUGCUCCGCACCCCGGACUAGAGUUCUUCCUCAGCGAACAUCAGAAGAGUCCUGCUGCUGGAUCAGAUCAAAGAGCAUAAGAAUAGCUUUGCUGGAUCAGGCCAAAGACCCUUCUGGCCCUGCAUCUGUUUCUCACAAUGGCCCAUUGGAUGGCCGCCUCCUCCUACAGAAUGGAAACAUCAUCUGUCCUAUCAGUUCUCUUAGUAGGCUAGCAAAAAAUAGCAAUAGUAAUAAAAGCCUUCUGCAGAGCAGAUUGGGGCAUGAGGGGUGCUGGUUAUGGAAAAACAUUUCCCUCCCCCUCUUCUCCAUGGCCAAUGUGGGAAUGAAGUGGGCUGAUGGGGGAGGGCCAGACCAUUCAUGCACCCCCAUGGCAUUCCUUGUUGCCUGCCAGGGGAGUUGCUCAGCCAAACUUUGGCCCUCCAGAUGUUGCUAGAAUACUGCUCUCCACCUCUCCUGAACCCUGGCCAUGCUGGCUGCCAGCUUUGCUGGGUGUUGGGAACCCUGGCAACAUCUGGGGGUCAUUGCUCCUGCCCUGACUCUCCUAAUCUGGGAGAAUAUGCUCCCACCUUUUGUUGUGUCCUUUCCUGGUGUAAGGAAUGGUUUUGCUACUCGACACCACAGCUCCCUGUGGCAGAUAAUUCUGCAGGUUAACAGUGUACUUAAAAUGACAAAACUCUCCUGCAACCACCCAGUUUCUUUGGAUUGUGACUCCUGCCCUUUGGUAUUUGCUGAAAGACAAAUCUCCCUUGUCACUUUCUGCGUAUGCCACCCGUGAGAGAGCUCUUUUGGAUCAGCCUUUAAAGGCUUCUCUAGCUCAUCAUCCUGUUUCCUGUGGUAGCCAACUUCCUGGGGGGUCCACAAAGGAGGUAGCACUCUGCUGUUGCUCCCCAGGAAGUAGCAUUCAAAGAUACAUUGCUGCUGAACAUGGAGAUUCCACUUAGCCACCAUUACUAUUGAAAAAGACCCCUAUUUGUGCACUUUCCUGCCCUGCUUUUUGUGCAACUUUCUCUUCAUCCAGGUUGUUAGUGUGUGGUUGUGCUCUCUGGGCUGCAAAUUCUCAAGCAUGCUCUCUGAGAUUCACCCACAAAAGAACUCUGCCUUGAGCAGGUGCAGCUGGUGACUCAGACAUCAUGGACGCCUGGGUGAUGGGCAACUUCCCUGAGCAUUGCUAGCCAGUUUCAUUCAGGCUGUGAUCCUGUGUUCAUUUACAUGGGUAUAAUCUCCCUUGACUUCUAAGUAAAUAUGCAUAUUGAUGUUGGUACCAUUUUUUUAGAAAAACCAAUGUGAACAUCUUUGAAUCUGGUUUCCUUUGCUACAAGGCUGAGUUUCACAUGGCUGCUAUGCACAGGGUUGCCAUACAGGUGUUCAGAUCAGGACUUGUUUUGUUUUGUUUUGUUAAGACACAAGCUGAAAAAAAGCGGCACCUGCAACAAAAUGUUCAGGAUGCCAGCAGCUCCCUCCCGCCUCCAUUUCAAGCACUGUGGUGCCACACCAUCACUUCUCUCAAAGGAUCCUGGGAACUUUUAGUUUGUUGAGGCUACUGAGAGGUGUUAGGAGACCCCAUUCCCCUCACAAAGCUGCAGUUCCCAGAGUGGUUUAACAAUCCCUCUUCUCGGGGAACUCUGGGAGCUGUAGUUCUCUUGAGGGGAAUGGGGGCCUGCUCACAACUCUCAGCACCCUUAACAAACUACAGCUCCCAUGGUUCUUUGGUGAAGCCAUGGCUAUUAAAAGGGAUGCUUUAAGUGUAUAGUGCAGGUGGGGCCUUCAUUGCUGUUCCUGUUUGCCUGCUGGGAUCCUGCCCUUUUCUCUGCAGCAAACAUUUAGUUGGGCAGGUGCCAUGUGGGGUGGAUGCUUGACUUAAUGGCAGGUGACCCACUUGUUUGCUUGAUCACCAUGCAAAGCAGAGGGAGGCGGGGAUGAGAAGAGGAGGGGCAGGGGAACCCGAAGCCAGGGCUGCUCCGGGAUGUGGGCUCUAGAUGGAGCAGGACUCCAACUCCUGCCGUCUCUGACCAUUGGCCAUGCUGCCUGCUGGGACUUGGGGUCCAGGUUUCCCCAUCCCUGACUUAGAUGGUUUUGCAAUUCAGGCUGCAGUCCUAUGCCUGGGGGCUCAUCUCAGCAUCUGAGAAAACAUUGCUUGUUAAGGAAGCCUUGUAUGUAUCUUUUACGUUUUUCUUGCUUGCCUGUUUCUCCAAAGAAACUGGAGGCAGCAAAUAGACAGUAGUAAAAGCAGAUUAAAGCAAACAUGAUUCCUUUAAAAAAAAAAUUCCCCCAAACGCAUGUCCAGAUCAACUCAUUUAACAAAUUCCAGCAGCAUGAAAAUAAUGUAGAAGCCAUCCUGGGGGGGUGGGGGGUGGAGAUAUAUAAUCAACCCAAGGACUUUUAAAGCCAAGGUCGUUUAAGUAAGUCCACAAAAGUUGAUAGUCUGUAAAAAUGUUGUCUAGCCUGCUGCAGAAUGGGAGUGCAGGGCUGGAGAGCAGGCAAGCUCUUAGAGGCCAGGCUGUAAGAAAUGGCCAGUGUAUUGUGCAAAUUCCAAAUCCUGUCAGGAUAUACCUGAGAGAUCAGGUAACUAGCAGAGUUGUUGAAGGGGAGUCUCUGCAGGGUGGAGGGUGCCGUUCCCUUCCCAUUCACUUCAGAAUGACGACUGGAGGGGGAGGGAAAUAGUUGCUGUCAAGCCCAGCAGCAAUCAUUAAUCCCUGGUCUUCUCAUAGUGAAACUAUGAGCAAACACAGACCAGAAACUUGUGUUUAUCGGCUAGCCCUGGGAGUGCCCCUCCGGUGUCAUGGGUAGUUUUCUUUACCAUAUAAGGAAAAGCCCUGCUUUGCAGAAAGAGGGGGGAAAGGCGGAGGGGGGGGGAGAGCAAGGCCAUAAUUUUGGGACUUUCAAGGAAACUACAAGCAAGCCUCGGCUGACUUUCUGCUUUGGGAACAGGAAGUGGGAUACUGACCUUUAAUCACUGCAGACUGCAACUGGGUUGAGAUCAGUUUUGAUGUAAUUAUUAACUGGGCUGCCUAAGCGGUUUUUUCCACACUUGAGACCAGGGUUGUUUGCCAGUUUCCCCCUCCCCAGAGAUGAAAGUACUGUAACACUGAGAGCCUCGGAAAGCACACAUGGACUCUGCUUCAGCCACGCCGGCCCAGGAAGUUAUUCUGUGCAGGCCCCACCCAAGUGAACAGGAGCUCAGUGCAUUGAAAUGUGGCGUCGCCCUUUUGACUUCCAGAAACUUGUAUUUAUUCCUGAUCUUUUUGCACUGGAGAUCCUAAGCAAUAGUGAGGCUAUUGCAUCAAAAACCACAGCAACUGAGUUUGCAGAAGAGCAUGAAAAUGUGGCUUAGGUUGCAGUCCUAAACCCACUUCCUAGUGAGUAAGCUCUCUUGCACACAGUGGAGUUUCCAUCAAAGUUGACAUGUCGCUGUGAACUUGUGGAAGUAUUUGAAAUUAGGUAGUCUGGUUUGCUCAUAUCUUAUGUUAGAAUAAAAAUUGUAGGGAAUGACAUUCCUUGUAAAAUAAGUUGUAUAAAAAGUAUUGAACUCUUUCCCCCUCCCUGAUAGGAUCAUAUUUGCCACGUGGGUCACCACAAGUUGGGUUGGAGCUACUGACUGGUGCCCUUUCUGGCACAGAGAGUGCAGGCCACUUCCCCGUGCGCUGUGGUUUUUUCUCUUGCUGACUUAGCUGAGAAUUCAACAUCAGCCCAGCCCUGGAGAAGCAGCCAGGAGUCUGAGCUGCCUCUUUGGGUCGUGUCCAGGACUCCCAGAAACUCCCAUGGCCUGCUUAUGCCUUGCAGAGACCCCAAAGCUUUUCAUGGGGGAAAUGCAAUUCCGUCCUUACUCCAUGAUUUGAGCAAAAAGUCUGGAAGUAUGUCAGGCUGGUGCGAAGGAGAAGACAGCUCUCUGCCCCAAGAAGUUUGCAAUCUGGAAUGAUGGUAGCCAACAUGGUGCCCUCUAGAAGUUGGUGGAUCCAAGAACAUACAGAGGGUGCUGUGUUGGCCACUUUUGAUCUAAGUUUUGGAAGCAGGAGGAGUUGCAUCCAGGGCAGCACAUCUGUAAAGGGCAGUUGCUGGGCCUCGUCUCCCCACCCUUUGUGUUCUUGCCCUUCAUCUAUAAGACCCAUCCUUCACGUUUUAACUCUAAAAGAUGGGGGGGGGGUCCAUUUUCUUUGACUGUCGAUAAGUGAAAGUGGCUCUUGAUCCCUCAGUGAGUGAAGGAUCAGACCUGCCUGACGUGUAUCAUGAAGUAACUCGCAUGGAAAGGAAAGAGUUGAGCAAUAUUCUAACAGAUUAGGCAAGCGGUGAUGGGGACACAUGGCCACAGUCUGCUUUUUUUUAAAGAAUCCCCUACUUUAAGAAUUGGUUGCUUAUUCUCUGCUAACCCCCUCAAAACACCACUUUCCCCUAUUUGUUUCCGUCUGCUCCCCCCCAGCCUGGCACCCUCCAGAUGUUUCAGACUUACAGCUCUGGGAGUUAUAGUCCAAAACACCUGAAGGACGCCGGGGGGGGGGGCUGGCUGAGGUCUCCUUUCCUCUUCACAGUGUGCUUCCCAAACAACCUCUUGGGCUCCCUCAAAAGUCACGGCGUUUUCCUUUCUCCGCAGGCUGAGAGCGAUGUGGCUUCUCUGAACAGGCGUAUCCAACUGGUAGAGGAAGAGUUGGAUCGUGCCCAGGAGCGCCUGGCAACAGCCUUGCAGAAACUGGAGGAGGCUGAGAAGGCGGCAGAUGAGAGCGAAAGGUGGGGAUAGCCCUCCAACUGUUGUCCAAUCUCAAAAAAAAAAAAACCACCUCAGUUGUGAGGCAGGAGCAUAGCAGCUGCUGUGGCCUGGCCUGCCUUUUAGCCUUGGCUGUGUUGGGCCACGCACCCUAAUGCACAGCAUAUCUUGGCAAGGGGGAACCUAGGGUGGGGCACCUGAAUCUUCACACAUCCAUAUCCUUCACACAUCCAUAUCCUCCCAGAGUUCCCUGAGAAGAGGGAUUGUUAAAUCAUUAUGGGAACGGUAGCUCUCUGAGGGGAAUAGGGAUCUCCAAAGUGCUCUCAGAACCCUUAACAAACUACAGCUCCCAGAAUUCUUUGGGGGGGAGGCCAUGACCUUUUAAAGUAGUAUCAUUGUGCUUCAACUGCAUGGUGUGAAUGUGGACACAAGCAUACAUACAUGCACACGCACUCCGACAUGGGGCCCAGUCCACCAGGGUAUUAUUUUAUUAAAUUUCUCCAAAUUUAUACAGUUAACCCCCCCCCCUUUGUGCGCAUUUGAGGCAUGCAUGACCACUGACCCGCACACCAUUUUCAGCCCCAGAAGGGCAUGGGGCUGGCUUCCACAGUCCUCUUGAUGCAUACAGUGCCUCAGAAUGCCACCCCUGUGCAAAUGGGAAUUCCCUGAACACCGGCUUAAAAAAAAAAAAAGGAAACUAGCAAAUAGCCUGUUGUUGUAAGUAGCUGUGUGUUUUGAAGGGAAGUUUGUACCCUUUUACACCCCUGCAAAGUAUUUGUGAGCAGAGGCUGAGCCAGUCGCUGCCAAGCAUGGAAGGGUGGCACCAAAUUCUUCUUUCCCAUACGAGUGAGUGGCAGCCAUACAUGUACUAGAUAGCUGGACUAUCUUGAAGUUUAAUUUUGGUACCCCAAAGCGCAAUGAGCUAGAGGGGGAAACAAAAUUUCAGCCCACCAGUGAGGAAGGCACUUGUGGGAAGUCCUUAAUAGUGUUUUAAAAUUGUUGAAACUUCCCUAGCCAGAGAGAUGGCUGCAGAGGAUUUCCAGUGGGUUGGAGGCAGGUGCUUUAUACCCCAGGACUAUCCAGGGAAGCAUGAAUUAGGCAAAAUCAGAGAGGCCAUGCUGAUUUGCCUAUAGGUCACAGAAAUAACUUUUUUUUGGGGGGGGAGCAGAAUUGUUGAGACACAACUGGGCCUUCAAUAGCAAGAUGUUUUCCAACCCUUGUAAUUUCUGCCUUCCAGAGGAAUGAAGGUCAUUGAGAGCAGAGCCCUGAAGGAUGAGGAGAAGAUGGAGAUCCAGGAGAUCCAACUCAAGGAGGCCAAACACAUUGCUGAGGACGCCGACCGCAAGUAUGAAGAGGUGGGUACUUGAGCGCAGCCGGGGGCCCUUGGGAGGUUAUUCGGUUUGGCUGCUGUUUCCAAGGAGGACCAGUGAGGAGGGAGACCUGAGAUGCCCUGCAGAAGGCAUGGGGUGGCAGGGUGACCCACUGAGAGACAGCAAGGAUCUGAGCGGAGAAGCUUUGUGGAGGAAGCCCACAAGAGGGGGGCGGAAAGUGAUGCCUUUUGCCUAGCAAGCGUUUGAGUGUGUGUGCUGAAAUUUCACAAGGGCAGGAUCGCUGGGAGUUGUACACCACCUCCUGAAGCUGGGGACUUGACCUUGGCUUCCUGCCUUCUGAAAUGGUCUCCCUCUCCACCUCCCUGCUGUGGUGUCUCAAGUACGGUCAGCACAGUUACUUGGGGCAACCUUCCCUGACCUGUUGCCCUCCAGAUGUUGUUGGGAGAUGAUUCUCCAUCGCAGUCUCCAUCUUGCUGCUGAGCCCUGAGCCUCCCCCCUCCUUCUGCUUUCCCCAUUGCUAUAGGUGGCUCGUAAGCUGGUGAUCAUUGAGAGCGACCUGGAGCGUGCGGAGGAGCGGGCUGAACUGUCAGAAAGGUAGGGGCCACUUCCUGGCCGAUUAAAAAAGGGCUCUGGGGUCCGUGCGGCAAGUGUGAUUUAUGUCGCAGUACAUGAGUGUCUGGUGCGGGACGGUGACUGGCUAUCUUCCAGCAGCAGCUGCGGGGGUCUGCUGCAUGCCUUGGCACGCCUGAGUGUGUGUGCGUGUCGUUGCGCCUGCGUACGUCUGUGCGCUUCCGUGGUGUCUGAAUCGUUUCCUCUGGGGGCCUCUCUUAUUUGGUCUGGGUCACUGCAUGCUUUUUUGCUCGCACACGGAUUGUUUUGUGAAUGGCUCUUGUGCAUUUUCAUGUGUUCACUAACAGCCAAGCCCGACAGCUGGAGGAACAGUUAAGGAUAAUGGAUCAAACGUUGAAAGCAUUAAUGGCUGCUGAGGAGAAGGUACUGGAGACAACAUACCUCUGUAUCUGUGAACCGAAUGAUCAGGUUUUUUUAGCUGCCACCCAAAUCUCCCGGCUACCCUGACCUUCUAGUUAGAUGCCUCUUAGCAGUAGUGGCUGGAUCUCCCCUUUAUCCUUCUCCUUCCUCUCCUGUGUUUGCUUUCUCUCGUCUCUGGUGUGGAUGCUGGCGUGUGUGUGCACAGGUGUGUGCUUAACCUUUUUUGUAUCUGAUCGAGCCCCAAGAAGAAGCUGAACCUCUUGGGUUGGUUGAAGAGUUUUGGAUAAGUCAGCCCUCAGGUGUUCUGGACUACACCUGCCGCUUGGGCUGUUGGGAGAUGUAGUCCAGAACAUCUGGCGUUGGCAGAAUAAAUUAUUCUGAAUCAACCUGGCUAUUUUAAAACCCACAGUUGUGCUUGUACAAGUCACAUCUGCAUUGGCUCCUGAGUGCAGAAAGAGAAUUCCAUGGAAAAUCCAGACAGAAGAUGGUUGCAGGUCUGCAGACAGUUUGAAAAUUGCCAUUUUGGCCCUGCUGAAAUGUGGCAGCGUUCAUUUGGGGGCCUUUCCCCCAGGGACUCUUGGCUCACCCAACCCAGAGCACGUGUGUGAUGCCCCAGUAGCAUAGCAGAUUUGUGGACAAUAUUUUUGAGUCCUUCAAAGCAACUUUGGGUUCUGCGAUUAAUUUAUCUCUUUGAUCUCAAGUGGGUUCAGCUUCUUUUAAGGCCCUUUCUUAAACUCUGAGAUUCAGUUUUCAUUUUUCUCUAUCUUUUCUUCCCUCUCUUUCCCUCCCCCCUCCCCCAAUGACUGUUCUUCCUCUUGGCCCUUUUCCUCCCUCCAUUCCAAAAUAAUAGCAAAUGUGCUGAACUUGAAGAGGAGUUGAAAACUGUGACCAACAACCUGAGGUCGCUGGAAGCUCAGGCAGAAAAGGUAUGGUCUAGCUGCGAAAGGUGCAAAUGUUACAUGAUGGGCUUUCCAGGCCACUUGUCAGAAUGUUUAUUCUGAAGCAAGUCCUGGUGCCUCCAGUGGGGAAUUUAUUUCCCGAGUACUCUUUUUUUAUAUUUUACUUGCCACAUUUCUGAUGCUUCUAAUGCCACAUUCACACCAUACAAUUAAAAGUACUAGGGUACUACUUUAAACAGUUGUGGCUUCCCUCAGAGAAAUCUGGGGGCUGCAGUUUGUUAAGGGUGCUGAGAGUAGUUGGGAGAGACCCCUGUUUCCCUCCUGAAACUACAAUUCCUUAAUAAUUGUAAUAAUCCCUCUUCACGGGGAGCUCUGGCAAUUGUAGCUCUUUGCAGGGGAAUAGAAGUAUCCUAGUAACUCUCAGCUCCUUUAACAAACUACAGCUCCCAAAAUUCCUUGGGGUAAGCCAUGACCAUUUAAAGUGGUAUCAUUGCACUUUUAAUGUUUGGUGUGAAUGUGACCUUAAUCACCAAAGCCCCAGGGCCCGAUCUGAUCCCGGCGGAAGCUAUUAAACAACAUCCAAUAUGGUGGGCUAAAAUUCUUGCAAAAAUCUUUGAUGCAAUCAAUGCCACGGGCCAGAUACCUACAUCAUGGAAGGAGUCCAUCAUAAUUCCUAUAUAUAAAAAAGGACCACCAGAGGACCCAGGAAACUAUCGUAAUAUCAGUUUAUUAUCAAUCAUCGGAAAAAUCUACACUCGCUUCUUGCUAACCAGACUAACCCAAUGGGCCGAAGAUUCCAAUCUGAUAGGCCAUGAACAGGUCGGGUUUAGACCAAAUCGCGCUUCCAUUGACCAUGCUAUAAUUCUAUAUCAUUUGGCGCGGAAAUACUCUUCCCCUACUCAUGGUCUUCUAUGUGCCGCUUUUAUAGACCUGAAGGCGGCUUUUGACAGUAUCUCUAGAGAGCUGUUAUGGGAAAAACUGGCAAAGUGGGGCAUAGAAAAAGGCUGUUGUGGCUAUUGAUUAAAUUACAUGAAGGGACGGCUGCUAGGGUGAGGUUAACACCUGAGGGCGAUCUAACAAACUCAGUUCCAAUAAACAAGGGGGUACGACAAGGGUGUAUCCUUGCCCCCUAUCUGAGGCCCAAACCUCCAUUCAUGCACCCAGGCUUGCAGACUAUCGCUGCCCCUUAUUAUUGUACGCUGACGAUGCGGUGAUCCUCUCUUAUUCUCGAAUCGGUUUGAGGAGGGCCCUUAAGAUUUUUGCAUCAUAUUGCCAAACAAAUUUACUUACUAUUAACCAUUCCAAAUCUAAAGUCCUAAUUUUUUCCAGGAGUCGUAAACUGUAUAGAUGGGAACUUGAGGGAAGCCAAUUGAACAAGUUUACAAAUUUCAAUAUCUAGGAAUUUACUUCCAGUAUAAAAUGGGAUGGAAAGCGGAUAUCACAUAUUUACAAAACAAGGUGUAAGCCCUUAUCUACGCGAUAGUACGCUUCUUCUUUACUGAGGGGCUAUGCAUGUUCCAUCCGCCUUAAAAGUUUAUAGUGCAAAAGUGGUUGCAACUAUGGCCUAUGCGGUCCCUUUAUGGGGCGUCUUUGUAAACCUCUUGCCUCUGGUGACAUUGCAAAAUCUUUUCUAAGACGCCUUUUGAAACUACCCUCCUGUGUAAGCAACUCUGCCAUUCGCUUAGAACUUAAGACCCCUCCCUUGAGAUUCUGAUGUGGAGACAUGCCUUUAAUUAUUGGCUGUCCCUUUGGCAUAAAUUGCCAAACUACCAUCUUAUUCAGUGCCUUUGGAGAGAUGAAUUCACCAGCCCAUGGGCAACAAAAAUCCAUUCCAAACUGUUGUCUUAUGGAAUCUCUCCCUCCGAUAUACUUAAUUUAGAUCUAAUUACAGCUAAAAAGGUCAUCAAACAAAGAUUGGAGGAUGUAGAUUUACAACAAAAUCUUACCACAGGUGGAGGUACAUGUUCCCCGAUAUAUCAGGGCAUUACAUCUAUGUCCCAGAUACCUCGAUAUCUGUCUACUUUAUCGGCUGCGUCGCAUAGAUUCGCAUUUGUUAGAGCCAGAUUUAAUGUGUUCCCCUCAAAUGUGCUGAGCAAUAGAUUUUCUAACGGUAAAAUCUCUGUUUUGUGCGCAUGUGACAACAAAUCGAUAGAAUCCCUUUAUCAUAUCUUGUUUAAUUGCCCCUUAUACAAUGUUCCCCGAUCAAGGAUCCUGAGUUCAAUCAUCCUGGAAAUUGCUGCUAAACCACCUGAAUUACAUCUAGCUUAUCUACUCCAGGACAUUGACUCUUAUAGAACUUUACAGGUUGCUAGAUUCCUGAUCUCAGUUCUGUCAUAUAAAAGACUUCAGGGAAUGCUGCAUGACUAUUAAAAAUUCAGUAAACUCUAUGCACCAUCUUUAUCUUCAAGGCCAUAACACGGUACAUUUAGAGAUUAUGCGUUGAAAUAUUUUAGUUGAUAUUUUAGAUUGUAAAAUGCUAUUGAUUUUAUCUAUUGAUUUUUAUCUAUUGAUUUGUUUUACCUUGUGGGCUUAUAGCCGAAUAAAGUAUUAUCUAUCUAUCUAUCUAUCUGACCUUAAUCACCCAAAGCUCCCAAGCUGAUACUUGCAGUGAAUGCAAUACAGAUUGGAUGGGUUUUGAAGCUUCCUCAGAUGACUCUUUACCUAGCUGUGUCCAGAGGGCUGCUGUCAGGUCUUGGGCAAAGAAGCACAUUUCCAUGUUCUUCUGUUUUGAGAUCAGUUUAACUGAGAGGUGUUGGGGAUUGAACUUGAGAUCUUCUGCAAGCAAAGCACUGCUCUCUCUACUGAGACCUACAGUAAAACAGAACUGUAAAAGCAUUCUCUAGAUCAAUAAAAUAAUAAAACAGUAUAAUAACAGUUUUGUUUAGGGUUGCAAAGUGGAUUUCUUAUUACUAUUCUAAAAAGAGAGAAAGAGCAAAAGCCUGCGUCAACAGUCACUUGUUGCCAGAUGAAAGCUGUGUGUCUUUGACCCUUUAACUGGAUUUCUGAGAAUCGGCAAUGGAUGCUUUCAAGAACAGACUGUGACUUCAGUGUGAAAUGUGGCUUGUAGCAUUAUGAAGCUGAACAAGGAACCCAAUAGGCUAUCUUUUAAUCAUCCUGUGUCAGGAGUUCUGUGCUGCAGUGCAAACCUCUUUCCAGAUCCCCCGCCCCCCCGGCAUGAGAGAGAUUGUGCAGUCCUGCAGAAACAGCUGGUUUGAGCCAGAGCUAUAAGCCAGGGUGGGGAGCCAGUGACCCAGGCAGUGUGGCUAAUGGUCAGUGGUGGUGGGAUUUGGGAGUCCAGCAAUAUUUGAAGGGCCAUUCCUGUUAUAAGCUUUUCCACUGUUAAUGCAUUUAGCUUACAACAGGAUAUUGCUUAGGCUUGCACAAUGAAAUCUGAACACUUACUCCUGGCAUUGCAGUUUUGCUGGUUUCCUUUCAUGCAGUUAUUUUUAGUGGUCUUUCAAUUUGUGAUUGUAAAGAUAUUGGACGUUGCCACCUCAGUGCUGCCCAUGUCUGCUCAGUUGACCUUCCAUUGGUCUGCUUAAUCUACAGUACUCGCAGAAGGAAGACAAGUAUGAAGAGGAGAUCAAGGUCCUUACUGACAAACUGAAAGAGGUAAAAAUGCCGCUGUAUCCUUGAGACAGAAGCCAACCCUCUUUUCCCUGCAGCUUUUAAGAGAUUUUGAAGAAUCUUAUUUCUUGCCCAAGUGGAGGGCAUGAGAGCUUUGCUCUGCUAUUGGGAAACUUCCAUUCUGAUCAGAAAAUGUCCUUUGUGGUCUCCAUGUACUAAAAAACAGAGGGCUGCAUCCAAUUUUAGGCCAUUGAUUUUGGGUCCAUAAAUUUUAAUAGUUCUACUCUGGGCAUAAUGUAAUUGGAUGUCACCUAUAAAUAUAAUUGUUGCCCUGGGCUCCUUUGGUAGGAAGGGCAAGAUACAACAUGAAUAAAUAAAAAUAAUUGAAAUGCUAUAUUGUUGUAUUUGGAGCAGGUUUCCCACUCUGUUUUGGAAGAUUCUGCUGCUGCUGCUGCUGCCGCCACCCAGCCUCUUUGCAUAAUGCAGAAGCUUUCCUAGACCUUCCUUGUGCUUUUUGACCAUUGCCUUUGUGUGUUUUCUUGGCCUCCAGGCUGAGACCCGAGCUGAGUUUGCAGAGAGGUCGGUAACUAAGCUGGAGAAGAGCAUUGAUGACUUAGAAGGUACGUUUCUUUAUAUGCAUCCCUUGCUAACCUAGAAGGCUGAGACAGCAAACUCCAUCUUUGAAGUAGGCACUUACAGUGGACAAUUGCUAAUUUUUGGUCAAUACUGGUAAGCGCCUGCCAUGCAUAAGUGCCAGGCAGCAGAGGUUGGGAGACCUCCCUAGCAUCACUGCGUCUGGAACGGAAGUGACCACUAGGCAAGGGAGGAAGAUUGCUGGCUGAACAGGAGGGGACACAGGUGGCGCUGUGGUCUAAACCACUGAGCCUCUCAGGCUUGCUGAUCGGAAGGUCAGCAGUUUGAAUCCCCGUGACGGGGUUAGCUCCUGUUGCUCUGUCCCAGCUCCCGCCAUCCUAGCAGUUCAAAAGCACACCGGCGCGAGUAAAUAAAUAGGUACUGCUGUGGCAGGAAGGUAAAUGGCGUUUCCAUGCGCUCUGGCUUCUGUCACAGAGUCCUGUUGCACCAGAAGUGGUUCAGUCAGGCUGGCCACAUGAUCUGGGAAAACUCUGCGGACAGACACCAGCUCCCUUGGCCUGAAAGUGAGAUGAGCACCGCACCCCAUAGUCCGAUUUGACAGGACUUAACCUUUACCUUUAACGCAUGAACAGGGCAGAUGAAUAACAAUUGACUGAAAAUGGGGCUUCAGAAUGUUUGAUAACUGGCUUUAGACAGAGAAGGUUUUACUUUUGCAUCUUUCUCUUUUGUCUCUGUCCUUUUGGUGUCUCGAGACUUCAUUCUCUUGAGUAUUGAACUCCACUUCCUCCUCCUCCUGGUCCUUGUGGAAUAUUCCACUGUGAAAAAUGAACAAGUCAGAUAGGAAAUGCUAUGAGUUCCUUAAGAUUACUGGCUGAAAAUGUCAGCCAAGGGACGCAUUGCAGUUGCUCCCAUUAGGAAUGUUGCAAGUUGACAUAGUUUUCUGAUGGAGAUGAUGAAUGAAGGUCAAGACAGCCAUUUGGUGGCACCUACUGACUCCACUGUCAGCGACAUUUGAAGCCUUGCUUGUGUGUUAAUGGGGAGCAUCUGUUUAGCAGUUACAUGCACCGUUUGCUUCCAAGGUCUUCAUAAGUCCUUGGAAUUUUCUUCUGUGUUGGUUGGACACUUGGGGAAAUGGAAGUAGUUGCUGGAGAGCCUUCCCUCAAGUCUUCCUGUUAGGGUGUGAGGCCUGACCCUGCUCUCAUUCUGUAGGGAACUGCUGCAUGGGAAGGGGUUGUCUGCUGUUACACUGGAAGAAUGUUUUGGAAUUGGACUUUGCCAGGUUGCGUGUUCUGGUGCUUCCAACAGGGAGAGGGUAGAAGGGGUCUUGAGGGGCCUACAUCUCCGGGGGAAAGGAGGAGUUUGGUUUCAGAGCCCCUUGGGCCUCAGCGCUAUUCUUUCUGCUGAGCCAAUCUGCUGUCUGACCCUGUGACAGUGGCACCAGGUCCAAGAGUUCAAGCCCCAUGAUGCAAUGACAGAAUCGGAAGGAGCAGUAGGAGAGAUAAGGACUUUGACAAGUCCUGGAGAAAAAUGUUCCCUCUGGUGAAAUUCUGGUGCCCCGGUGUGUUUCUGGCCUUCCUUGGGGGGGCUGUGCAACUUCUGCUUCAAGCUGCGUCUAGGCCACAGACUUCUCCAACCUGGUGCCCUCCAGAUGUUUUGGACUACAACUCUUAACACCCCCAAGCCAGCACAGUUGCAUCAUGCUGGAACUGAUAUUGUAGUCCAAGCAUCUGGACGGCACUGGCUUGGAGAAGGCUGGUCUAAACUGUACAACUUUUGGCUGCAGAGAUGGAACAGCUCAAAUGCAUGUAGAAAAAUAGAAACAAGUUUUAUCCAGGUUUAAUGGAAAGCUAGCAUCUAGGAGAGUUUUUGCAGUAUCACUUCGAUUUUGUUUCCCACCAUUUGCUUGCUGUAUUGUUAUUAUUUCUACCCCCAUCUAGCAACUCCACUGCUUGAAUUCUUUUUGAACCCAUUUGACUCAUCUGUUUUCUUUUGCUUUCUCUCACACCUCUCCUGUGCCACACGCUGCCGCCUUCCACACACCUCCAUCUCUCCCCUCCUGGCUGCCAUGACUUCCGGACGGUGUUUUGCUUCCACAUCACCCUUGGUCACUGCCUCCUCCUCCUCCUCCCACUUCUUCUGCCUUCCCCUUGGUGACUCUCAGAUGAGUUGUAUGCUCAGAAACUCAAGUACAAGGCCAUCAGCGAGGAGCUGGAUCACGCUCUCAACGACAUGACUUCCAUGUAAUUGGCCUCUUGUUUCUGCCUGCCCCUCUGCCCCUGAGGCGCCUCGCUGCUGCAGCCUUGCAGGUUAAACUGGCUCACUCUUUAGUGCAGGGCUGGCCUCUCCGCACGCCUGGUGCUGGCAUGGCUGUGGUCUGAUGGAAGCAUCUAGGGUGGGGGGAAAACGUUUUAAAUAAAAGUAAGCUUCCAGCCUUUAAAAUCUUGGAGAGUUUGUUAAAUGUCUCCUAAUAAUUUCCAUGCCAGUUUCGUGGUUUCAUAGAGCACAAGGCAUUCCUAGUCAGCAAUAGAUUGGCUGGCAGCCAAAUUCAUAACACAAUUAUUGGCAAUCAGCUGUGAGGUCCCCCAGCCACCCAGUGCAAUUCUUUUUGCUGGGCAACUUACCAAACUCUCUUAACAAGAGGGAAAUUCAAUGGUCUUUGAGCUUUUUCUAUCGCAGUAAAGAGUGGGCAAGUUUCAUGCUUGGAUUGAUGAAUUUAUCUGACAUUCCUACAAGGCUCAUUUUUACCUAAGUGUGUGUCCAUCCUGCUCUCUCCCUACACCCUUUUGGGAGUGUUUCUCCUUCAAGUUCUCUUCUGUUGCAGCAUUUCUAAAGUUCUGUUCCCAAAUUUAGUAAGUUUCUACGGUUGCAUUCCUAACCUCCACUACUAGGAGAUGAACUCAGUUGAAAUCAGUGGAAUGUACUUCCUAGUAAACAUACUUCAGGUUGGAUAAACUAUGCUACCUGCGGGCCACCUGCUUUUAAAAACAGCCACACACUUAUUGGAUCCUGCUUCUCAAUAUCAUUUUGCUUCAUUAUUUCAUGCAUUUCUGCUAUGCAAGAGGUUCAGUGUAGUUAACAGACUUUGGUGCAUGUUGCUUUAAGAGAAAUAAGGGCUGGAGAUUCAGGACAGACAUGCCUCUGAAUACCAGUUGCUACAAAUAACAAGUGGGGUGAGUUGCUGUGUUGCACUGGGAUCCUGCUUUGCAGAUUUCCCAUAAUAGGCUGGACACUAGGAGAACAGUGACAUCUUCCCAUUUUUUUAGACUCUCUGAUUAUCAGAACAUGGCAAGGAGUUUUAAAGUGAGAGAUCAGGUGAUCUUGGCUUCCUUCCCUACCCCCACCCCCACCCCCCAAAAAAAAUUCAGCUCAGGAUGAGUUUGCAGUUUGUUGCAGUCCAUAUAUCUUAUUUCUGUGGAGAGAUCUUGGGGGCUUAGGAUUGGUGUAUUCCAGCGGCCAAAGGGAGCUGCUGCUUUCACUCUCUGCCUUCUUCCCACUGGUUGGGCAUGGUCUAAAGAUGGAAUGCAGGUUUCUUUGAAAUAAUUAUUCCCUAGUUAGGGAAAGGAAAAAAGGCAUAGAAAUUGCUUAAAUAAUGUACCAUCAGAGCUGCGUCUUAGAACACCUAAGUAGCCCAUAAAACAAGUAGCCCAUAAAUAGUGGAAAUUGCUGGGAGUUUGAGUCUGUGGGGUCGAUUUGCUUUAUAAUGUCUUAAGAAAUGCUGAGCAGAAGUCAACUGUCCUGUACUGAGAACUCGUAACAAUAAAUUUGUUAACUUAUUUAAAAACAGCAAAAGGGGAAAUCUCAACCUACUUCCCAAAUUGCAUGGCUAGCUUCUUUGCAAAAUUUCAGUACUUUUAAAUUUUUGCAUAUUGACUGAACAUUGCACACUAACACAAUAACCUUCUUGGCUAGAGAAAGUAGAGAUUUUUUUCCAGGUCCUGCCUGAGAGGGAAUUUGGAAAAGGCAGGUGAGGAAGUUGGAUAUGGCUGGCUUGAAAUAGCAGGUGUGUGGAUGAGGGUCUUCCAGCCUUCUCCACCCUGGUCUGCCCCCUGCAGUGUUCGGCUCCAGCUCCCAUUAUUCCUGGCCACUGGCCAUUCUGGCUGGGGCUGAUGGGAGUUGGAGUCCAGCAACAUCUGGAGAGCACCAGGUUGCUUUUGACUCAAUGGUGUGUGCCAAGAGUUACUCUGAAUCAAGCUGCAGAAAUAGAUGUAUUUAACACCGUUUUUUGUAUAUGUUUUGAAAGUGAAUAUUAAUUGUGAAUAUUAAAAAGAAAUACCUGCCAAGAGUGCUUGUGGAGGCAAUUGGCCUCUUCCCUCCAACCAACCCUGCACCCCUUACACUGACGGUCAUCUUCUUUGUCACGUCAGUCACUCUAAAGUGUGGGGGGGGUGCAAUUAAGACGCCCAUGAGCUGAAAGUCCCCUCCCUCCCAGGCUGAUUUGCAUAAAUUUGUCAUGAUGAGCAAGGCAUGUUCUGAGUGCAGUGUUUGGAGGUACUGAAAAAUGUUGGCUCUGGCAGCCCCCCACCCCACCCCAGUUUGGGAGGGCUGACAGCCCCAGCUGUGAAAUGUGUCAUUACAGCAGGAGCAACCCUCUGAUCAAAGCCGGCUUUGUUUCUCUGACCUGUUGCCUCUCUCCUGUCUUGCUCCUCCCCCUUGCUGCUUCCUUUUCCACGCCAUCCAUGAUGCCAUUUUUUUCAUUUCCUUUCUUUUAUCUCUGUGCAGAUAAAUGUCUUUGCUUCACUCCUCCAAAGACACCUUCGUCACGCUGGACAACCCAUCUUUUCCAAGCUGCUGGCUGUUUCUCAGUACACGGUCCUGUCCUUCUCGCCCAGUUUCCCUUUAACCUUUUCCUCCUAGCUCUCCCUUUGCUCGCAGGACGUGGGGUGAACACUGUCUCUUCCUCUCUCCUCCCUCUUCUGUGCCUUUUCGACUGUACAGAAACUGGCCAACCUUCAGUGUAAAAUAAAAAAAGAAUCCCACUGUGUAAGCUGUAUCUCUUUUGCUAUUUCUUUUAUUUAUUUCCAUCAUUUCAAGUAUGAAUAAAAUAAAAAAAUCUGCUUUCUCGCCAUUAGGGAUUUAUUCUUACUUUCUAUUUUAGUUUAUUUUUUGCCUCUCUCUUCCACUCUACCCUCCCCGCUCAUCCCAUUUCACAAACCUCCUGUCUUUAAUCCAAGAAUGCAGCCUCCGUAGUGUAACCUCUCAUUGUUGGAUGGAAAAAGGGUCUCCUUUUUAAAGCGAGUUUCCUUUUUCUUCCUUGACUUCUCCCUCCCUCUUAGCCAGGUGAGACAAUAUAAGCUGGAUUCUUAAGAAGUAUUUGUUUAAAAGUGUGGGCAUUUGGAAGCCUGUCAGCUCAGAACUAAGGGUCUCUGCAUAUGGUGAAAGUCCACUGUAGCCAGGCUUCUGUGUGUGGACGCUCUCAGAACUGAGAAUCUCAGCUUCCACUUAAAAAUAAACACGGUUCUAACGCUUAUGAUUCUGGAGGUGAUCGAAGGGGAAGGUUGCAAAACCACAUCCAACAAAGGAAGCUGAAAACCCAGAUUGAGCAAAGAGCUGAGGCUGAGAAAAGUCCUCUUUAAUAGGCUCUCUCCUCUCUUCCCAGCUGGUCAGUUACAAAGUGUUCAUUAGAAGGUUUUUGAACAUAUAUUUUUCACAUGUCACAGGCUGAACUCAUAUUGGUUUGGACCAUCGUGGAUCAGUCUGUGGUUGGGGAAUUGCCCAGUGUAGCUGUUGGCUGGAAAUAUUUCCCUACUGGUGAAGGUGUUGGCCAGCUGGUUGCCAGGGUGGUAUUUGGCUUGCAAAACGGUUGUCUUCCUCUGAAGACCUAGGCAGGCAAGCAACUCCAAAUCUGCAAGAGUGAUCAAAUGGAAAUAAGUCAUGAUACGGACAGGACAGUAAGAAAAUGUGAUGAUACGUUCAAUACAAUAAUUGUUUCAUCUGUGAAAAAUGGAAAUGCUCCAGAAUUAACUGGUGGCUAGCUGGCAAAAUUCGAUUUUAUUUGAAUCCUCAUCAUAAGCCAUCCAUGUAAUGUGAAGAUAAAUGAGGAAAGCAUAAUCCUCAUAUGAGAAGAAACAUUGCUAACAUUGCAGUCCUGUGAAUGUCUGCUUGGAACUAGACCCAGCUGAAUUCAGUGUUGCUUACUCCCAAGUAAGUGGGUGCAUGCCCACUUACUUGAGAGUAAUCCCAUUAAACAAAUUUGUAAUCAAAUUCUGAAUAGAUAUGUACAGUUGUUCCUUGGAUCUCGAACGCCUUGGCUCCCAAAAGAUUGAAACCUGGAAGUAAGUGUUAUGGUUUUCAAACGUUCUUGUGGAAUCCGAACGUCCGACAGGGCUUCCAAUGGGCUGCAGCCAAUCAUAAGCCGCGCUUUGGUUUUUGAACGUUUUGGAAGCCGAACGGACUUCUGGAACGGAUUCUGUUUGACUUCCAAUAUACAACUGUAUAUUGUGUUUCCUGUCACCGGGCCAGUCUUAUUUAUUUAUUUGUGACAUUUACAUAUCAUUAAGUAAUGCACAUCUUCUGAGAUGCUUACAGUAGAAGUUUGCUAGCUGAUGAAAACUUGCUUGAAGACCUGCAUGCUUUCCCAGGGCCCCAGCUUAGAAUAAUAAUAGAUAUUACUGGCUAUGGUGGGUAGAAUUCUACAGUGGUUUAAUGUUUUUAAAUACGUAUUUUAUUUAAAGUGUAUUUUAUUUGUUUGUUUUUUGUUUUUUUGUAAGUGCUCUGAAAUUAUUUGGAGGGAGAGUAUGUGAGGGAAAGUAUGUAUAGAAAUAAAUGUGUAUAGCAGUAAGAUAAAAAUAUGAAUACAAAUAAAGUAUAUCUAAAAGGCAUUCUCACAUCAAGAAUGCACCCUCUAGAUGUUUUGGAAUAGAACUCUAUUAAUCCCCAGCCAGCAGGGCCAGUUCUCGGGGCUGAUGGGAGUUGUAGCUCAAAAUAUAUGGAGAACACCAAAUUUGGAAGGCUGCAACAGGCCUGCCCUUUCUAUUAGCACCCCAACAUUAAGCUGCUCAUUGAGAGUCCCAACAACCAAAGCAAGAGAAAUUGAGGCUGGUGGCUUCCUCCAUAGCUAUUGGAAAUAACUGGUCCAUUGGAGCAUCUGUACCUUGAUUUGAGAGAGCCACUUGGACACAUAUUUCACUCAUGUACAUGAUACUUAACAGAUGUAUGAUCUCACUGAUACACGCCAAAGGACACAAUGCCUUGGUGAAGUUUCUUGUGAGAAUUGAUUCUACUUCAUAAUACAUGGAUGGUUUCAUGGUAACGCAAAUUAAUUUCAUCAAUGAAAAUGGACGUGUUACCGGUUUUGUUCUAUUCUUAUCAUGACUUAUUUCACUUCUGUGUCACACUUUUGUUACUGGGCUUCUAUGUUUGUUUAGUUCACUGGUUAACCAUAAAUGUGUUAACUGUUAUUAUUUUUAUAUACUUGAAAUAUGUUGAGAAAACAAUGUAGGGGCAAGCCUUAGCCUCUCCAUGGUCAUAUAUGUAUUUAGCUUGUUCAUCGCCUUGUAUCAAAAUCUCAAAGCAACAUGUUACGUAAAAGAAUCAGGCCAUAGAGUUCAAUGCCAAUAAAUUACAUAUAACAAUUACAUUACAAAUUACCAAUAAAUUACUUAAAGAAAUAUAAAAGGGCAGCUGAAGUACUGAAAGUCAUCACAUCAAACGUAUCUCCCGGCAAUAUGAUUCCUGUGGUCAUAUUCUGUCCAGUGUAAUAUUACCCAGUUUAUAUACCCUCAUUUGCAGGGCAGCUUACAAAAAUGCAGUCUCAUAAACAUAUGCAUAUCUUAUGGAAUAUUUGAGGUUGUUCUGGGGAUAAAAGGAGGCAGUGAAGAGCUGUCCAAAAACUUCUUUUUGAAUGAUGCAUCCAACAUCCUGCCCUUUGGCUAGCCACUAUAAAGAGACCAUAAAGGGAUCUUUUCACACAAGCAGGAAAGCCUGUCUCACUUGGAUCUUAUCAUAGAGGCUUCUGGGUGCUGUCUCUUCAACAAUGGAGCCGGCAUGGGGUAGUGGUUAGAGUGUUGGACUUUCAGGGGUCAGCAAACUGUGGGGAGCCAGACUAUAUUUUGAAAAAAUAAUAAUGAAUGAAUUCCUAUGCCCCACAAAUAACCCAGAAAUGCAUUUUAAAUAAAAGGACACAUUCUACUCAUGUAAAAACACGCUGAUUCCUGGACUGUCCACGGGCCAGAUUUAGAAGGCGAUUGGGCCGCAUCCGUCCCCUGGGCCUUAGUUUGACCAGGGUUCAAUUUGCUGCCUCUCAGCCUAACCUCACAGGGUUGCUGUGAGGAUAAAAUGGAAAGAGGGAGAACCCUGAAGAAAGUGGGAGAAAUCAGUGGGAGAAAGUUCAGAGAAAUGUGUCUAACGUGUGUAAAAUGUGUUUGCGUUUGAAAAAGUUAGCCACAAAUAAAGUCCGGCUGCAGCCUUUACAUUGCCAGGGAAAUGCCACAGCCUCCUAGGACAUCAGGAAGCUGCUAUAGGGCAAGGCUUCUGUUCAGGGCUCUGGAACUUCGGUGAACAACUCAGAGGUGUGGAAAGCUGGGAUGAAUUAUGGGGUGGAAGAUUUUGGUUGGCCAGUGUGGGAAAGACUAUCUUCUGAAUGGUGCCCCAAGCCUGAUACUUGGCCAUCUCCUGGCCUGCCAACCCUUAAUGGCUCUGCCUAGCCCCGAUGCAUGCUAUCCCACCGUCCCCCAUUGCAGAAAGGAGUGGUGGUUCUCCAGUUUAUGAACAGUCAUCUUCUAACGUGGUUAUUGGCGGUGAGCGCAUUGCCCACCUUUGACGGUAGGCUGUUCUUCCUGCCAUGCCUGUAACAAGAGCAUGAGGAACCUCCAGCUGUUACUGGACUCCAGCUUCCAUGUGUCCCAGCUAACUUGGCUAAUGGUCAGGGCUGAUGGGAGUUGUAGUCCAACAGCAUCUGGGCCAUCACUAACACUGGACGUGUUUGAGCUUUUGAAGUCUGUGUUUCCAUCUCAGGAUUGCUCGAAACUCGUGCACUUUUCCAAUGUCUUUCUGGCUACUGAGCUGUCUGCAUGGGGUGAUUUUUCUGGUUAAUGUUUUGGUCUGUCUCUAACCUUCUGUUCCUUCUGCCUCUUCCUCCUUCUUUUUUCUCCUGAUUCGCUUGCUGACUUGCACAGACCACCUCUACCAGCAGCUUGAGCAAAACCGCCGUCUAACUAACGAACUAAAGUUGGCCCUGAACGAGGAUUAAGCUUUAGUAGGAACCAACCCUUUCUAACAAAUGUGCUUGUGAUUCAGUUGAUAUUGAAAUAUGCAAGAGUCCUGUGCAAGUAAGAAAUAUUGCUUCGGUGAUUGUUGGAGGUGAAACUGGCUUGACUUAGGGACAUUUUAAAAUUUCACCCAUCAGUUGUGCUCUGUUUAGAACUUUUCCUUUAUUGUUUGAAGGCCAGCUAUAACGCCUGAUGAUAAUUUUACAGAGAGGAAAUCAAGCAGCCUUCCUCUUAGAGUGGAGUUUUCACUAGUAACACACAGAGGUGGGAGCAGAGAGAACUUGGAAACCUGAAUCUUUUAUUUAAAAGAUCUCAAAUCAAAUGUACUCCCAGCUGCUUAUUUGGAAUCUGAACCCCAUAAGUUUGAGUCCCGGUAAAAACAGCUUUUGUUUAUGGGUUAAACUACCCACCUAAAGAAGAGGCCGUUAUUGAGAACCUCAGGUCAGUUUAAAGGUACGCUUGCAUCAUAACAAGGUCACUGUUACUGUUUGGUUGUAUGUGGUUCUGCAGUUUCUGUGCUUAUGUCAGCAUCACUGAAGCGUGUUUAGUGGCUGUCCUACAAAGUGUGCAUGUAACAAAACUAAGAACUGUUGUAAAACUCUUUCUUUCUUUCUUUUUCUUUCUUUUUCUUUUGCGGGGGGAGGUUGAAAGGCUGCUGUAAAAAUAAGUCAACUGGGGUUUUUUUCCAUACAAACUGGUCCCGUCCCCCCCAGCUUUCCUUUUCUGGUAGUUAAAUAUCAGAAGGGUAGAACUGCUUCUGAAGUCUUGUCAUCAGCAUUUUUAAGAAGAUGUUUGCAUUUCCUCCUGGACUUUCCCUGGAACUGGCUGCCUGACAUUCUUUUGUACCUUUCCCUAUUACUAUUUUUUAAAGAAAAAUUAGAAAGCUCAUUGAAUUACUCUGUUGCAGCAGUGGCAGCCGUCAUGUGACAUAAGGUUGAUGGUUUUUUUGGUGGCACUAGGAUUAAAACAAAAAACACUCCCCAAGUUGUAGCAUAACUUACUCUGUUUAGUUCCCCACCACCACCUGGUUCUUUGGUGUUAUGUUUGAUAUGAUAUGAGCCAGGUGUCUUUGUCCCAAAACAAGUCCCAGUUCUUGGCUGCUGCCUCCUUUGAUGAUGGACCCAACAGAUAACUCGCUUCUCAUUUGGCAAAGGUGUUUUUGGGCUGCUGGCUGCUCUGAAGUGUGUUGCCUUUGUCACCACCUAGCUUAUGUUAAUCCUAAUAUGUCGUGGUCAUGCACCCUUCAUGCUCAUUUACAAAUGAUAUUUGCCUGUGUUCAAUUAAUAUAAAACAAUGACAUUUUUUUCAUAACUUGACUUUUCUAAUCCAAAACAGAGAAAGUGGCACAUGCCAAAGAAGAGAACCUCAAUAUGCAUCAAAUGCUGGAUCAAACUUUACUGGAGCUAAACAACAUGUGAAAACCACCAUAGCUGCGGCCACACCACUGUCAGCUUUGUUUUGAUUUAUUUUUUCACCUGCUUGCCAUGAAACCCUGAAAUGUGUCUUUAUUUUAUUACUGUCCCCCCAUGUUGCUAUACUCACAGGUCCACUUGCUAAACCCCAGGCAUGGAGUCAGGGAAAACAACAUAUAUACACAUGUAUAUGUAUAUGUAUAUGUAUAUGUAUAUGUAUGGGGUUAGGCUCCAUGUGGCUGUGAAUCAGCUGUGCCAUAUUCCUGGCCCUAAUGUUGCCUCUGUUUUGUAGAAUUCAGUGCUGCAAAUUGUGUGCAGCCUUUGUUGGGGGGGGAGGGGGCAGGUGAUGGCAGAAAUGUUCUCUUCCACCUGUCCAGCCAAGUUAGAUAUUAAACAAAGAUUGAUGUUAGAAACUCAGGAGAGGAACAAGGAGGGGUGUGUGUGUUUGACAUUCCUUGAAACUAAAGGUACUUGUGUGGUCCUUUGAACGGUAUUUCUUUAAUCUCAGCGGUUUGUCCAGCUCAGUAAUUUGAUUUCUUUGAAGAUGCCUCAAGCUGCAAAGGUUUGGCCUUUGCAUUUGAGAACAAAACAGGCCUGUAGGCUCCAUUUUAAACUAUUUAAUGCCUGAGUUGAAAGCGUGCAAUUUACAGCUCACUACAAAUGGUUAGGCAGCAUUUUGGUCUGCAAAAAGUCAUUCCAUGGCAGCGUCUUAAGAUCCGCUGCACUGGGGAACAAACCAAACAUUUUUCAUCAAUGGAUUCCAGUUGUUAACUCUGUUUUUGUCUGAAACUCAAGGGAAUCAAAUACAUUUGGUAUUUGCCACAUGUUUGUUUGACACACUUUUUUUUAGCAGUUUUAAAAAAAAUGUAUCUGUAUGUAAACAUUGUAUAAUUGAUAAUAGAAUAAAAGAACAAGCACUCUAGGACAUUUUGUAAAAACA